This is a messenger RNA of Linderina pennispora, 924 nucleotides long. Its product is annotated as P-loop containing nucleoside triphosphate hydrolase protein. The transcript has 4 exons. NCBI's taxonomy places the organism in Eukaryota, Fungi, Kickxellomycota, Kickxellomycetes, Kickxellales, Kickxellaceae. Gene Ontology annotation, cellular component: cytoplasm. Gene Ontology annotation, biological process: cytoplasmic translation. Gene Ontology annotation, molecular function: GTP binding; GTPase activity. The record is from RefSeq and is a predicted model, not a curated record. Bases 1 to 924 code for a protein of 307 amino acids.
AUGGGAAUCGCAGAGAAGAUUGCAGAUAUCGAACGCGAGAUCAACCGCACGCAGAAGAACAAGGCUACCGAGUACCACUUGGGUCUGCUCAAGGGCAAGCUCGCCAAAUACCGUGCCGAACUCAUUGAGGUCAAGAGCGGUGGGCCCAAAGGCGAGGGCUUCGAUGUGAAGCGCAGUGGCGAUGCCCGCGUAGCUCUGAUUGGCUUCCCAUCGGUAGGCAAAUCGACACUCCUCUCGACAGUCACCGAAACCGAGGCCGCAGUCAGCAGCGUCGACUUCACCACCCUGACGGCCACGCCUGGCCGGUGGGAGUACAAUGGCGCAACAAUCCAGCUCCUGGAUCUCCCUGGAAUCAUCGAAGGCGCUGCCCAGGGUCACGCACCGGCCGAUUUGGUUCUGAUGAUGCUGGAUGCGACGAAAUCUCACAUGCAGCGGCCACUGCUUGAGAAGGAGCUGGAGGCAGUCGGCAUCCGGCUGAACAAGCAUGUGCCAAACAUUUACUUCAAGGUGAAGACCGGCGGCGGGAUCAGCUAUAAUGCCAUCGCGAAGCAGUCAGUGCUGACAGAAAAGUUUGUCUACAACCUCCUGCACCAGUACCGGAUCUUCAAUGCCGAGGUUCUGGUGCGCGAGGACGUGAGUCUGGACGAUUUUAUCGAUGUGGUCGUCGGCAACCGCAUUUAUCUGCCAUGCCUGUACGCGUACAACAAGAUCGACGCCAUUACGAUCGAGGAGGUCGACAAGAUCGCACGCGAGGACCACACGGUCGUGGUUAGUAUCGAGCAGGACUUGAACAUGGAUUAUCUGAAGGCAGGGGCGACUGUCGAGGAGGCGUGCAAGGCAAUUCACAAGACGCUGCUGGAAGGGUUCAAAUAUGCGCUGGUGUGGGGCAACAACGACGAUGUCAUUGAGAUCGUGCGCAAGUAG